UAAAGCUGCUGCUGCUGAUGGUGCUGUUUGCCAGUGCAACCAGGGCGGCCGCACGGUCGGUAUCAAGCGGUCUGUUUCCGGCACGUUCGACAUGGAAAGUGAUGAUGAAACCUUUUAUACGUACCCUCGUAGUGAAUGCUAUUUUGAUGCGAGUGUACUGGGACUACCUGCGAACGCUCUCCAGCUGCUCCUCACCGAUGUUAGCGCUCUUACUGCUGGCUUUUUGCAGCUUGUGAGCGGUCAGCAAGCGGCAUUGUCAUUUGGCUGGUUUACGAGACAUGAUUUUACAUUGAAGGUCUUGCAGUCUACGACUGCUGGUGUUGUGGAGGUUCUGAAAACGGAGCAAGAAACGUAUGUCUCACACAUUUUCACAGGUUUGGCGCUCGAGGAGAUUUUGGUGGUGCCGAACCUCAUAUUCAUCGACCCUAUAUUCCUAUUACCGCGGCUGACGAAGUUUCAGCGGAACGUCCUCUUUCUCGCCCCGACCAUUCAGCAGCAGAUGUUCGUGUUGGCACAGUACCUCAGCAGCAUUGGUGACCCCAACGCCCACGCCAUCAUCCGCAACAACGAAGGUGCGGCCAUGGCUGAUGUGUGGCGGCGUUCGCUCGUCACGUUUGGCGGAUCACUGAUAUCUACACAGCUGCUGGGUGCCACAGAACCGUUUGGCGCCCUUCCGACGACGGGGAGCAUUUUGAUCAUCGGCUUGUCGGAGAGUGACGCUGCUACCAUUGAGCAGCACCUCCGCGUGAAUGAGGGAGUGCGCAUCAUGA
This is a messenger RNA of Trypanosoma grayi, 770 nucleotides long. RefSeq names its product receptor-type adenylate cyclase. The annotation marks the transcript as partial. The transcript has a single exon. NCBI's taxonomy places the organism in Eukaryota, Euglenozoa, Kinetoplastea, Trypanosomatida, Trypanosomatidae. The record is from RefSeq and is a predicted model, not a curated record.